Messenger RNA from Parnassius apollo (apollo), 765 nucleotides. Lineage: Eukaryota; Metazoa; Arthropoda; Insecta; Lepidoptera; Papilionidae. The record is from the annotation of a GenBank genome assembly.
AUGCAUCGCUUUUUUGCAGAGCUGGAGCCAUCUCUAUCCGUCACUGAGCAAAACCUGGCAGACCGAGUUAGGUACAUCCUGCGUUCCAACAUAUUUGGUGACGCCGAACUCGAGCGACUACGACGUGAGGCUAUUCCUUCAUCGAAUGGAAAUGCUACGGCUGGGAAUGCGGCGCCACUAGAUGCGCAACAAACUGCAUAUGUUGAUGCUGCCGUCAACAUUCCAGUGGCUAAUUCAGACGAUGAUGGAAUAGUCUUCCACGAACUAGAGAAAAUAAGGAGCAUAUUGGAAGAGUCAAUGCUGGAAACGCGCAGCAUGCCUCUCGAAAAUCGACCGCGACUUCCCCGCAUACCCCUUAGCAAGCGAAAUCGGGCUGUCGUGCGGGCUCUUAAUCCAAUGCUGGUGACCUAUUUGGAAGCCAGCCGGGACCUUUGCGAGACGGAUUCAAUUCUUUUUGGCGCCGCACUGGCAGUAUGCCGUAUUAUUGGCGCCAAACUUCCCGUGGCUGGACGUGCUACUCAAAAAAGUAGCGCCAUCCCAGGCUGGAGAAAAAGAAUUGAGGACCGUAUCGCAAAGGCAAGGGCCCUUAUCGGCAGACUGACAAGCUUCAGGUCGGGUAAUAAUAGACCGAGGAUUAUGCGCACCGUUAGGAUGGCGUUUGCUGGGACAAAUAUCAGUUUGUUCCAACCGGAUAUCACGCAAAAACUAACGGAGCGCAUAGAUGACCUGAAGCAAAAAAUCGCUGCUUGGGGGAAGCGGAUUUGA